AUGUUUUUUACUAGUACCAAAAAUUUUAAAUUUGAAGACAUUCCGGAUUUAACUGGCAAAGUUGUGGCGGUAACUGGCGGCAACACGGGUAUUGGGUACGUUACGUGUAGAGAACUGGCAAGAAAAAAUGCACAUGUAUUUGUUCUAAGUCGUAGUAUCGAAAGAGGCGAAGCAGCUGUUGAAAAGGUUAAACAAGAGACAAAAAAUCAAAGCGUAGAGUUUUUACAAUUGGAUCUACAAAGUUUAAAAUCUGUUAAAGAAUGCGCUGAAUCUUUUUUGGCUCGAAAAUUACCAUUACAUAUUUUGAUCAAUAAUGCUGGUAUAAUGGCAACUAAGUUUUCUUUAACUGUCGAUGGAAUUCAAGAUCAAUUUGGAACCAAUCAUGUUGGACAUUUUUAUCUUACAAAAUUACUUUUACCAACAAUUGAAGCAUCAGCUCCAUCAAGAAUAGUUAAU
Messenger RNA from Entrophospora candida, 456 nucleotides. Lineage: Eukaryota; Fungi; Glomeromycota; Glomeromycetes; Entrophosporales; Entrophosporaceae. The record is from the annotation of a GenBank genome assembly.